UGCACUCUCCUCCUCUCUUCUCACUCCCCUCCUGUAUUUCUACCCUUUUCUCUCUCCAUUUCACUCCUUUCUCCCUUUCAUCCCUUCUCCCAUCGCUCAGCCCCUCAUUCUCAUUCUCUGCCGCCUCUCCUGCACCGGGUGCCCAUUGGUUGUCAGGAUCCGUCCCCCACCAGCUGCCACCCCUCUCCAUCUGCCGCCCCUGGCCGCCAAGCCCCCCUCUCUGCAGAUUGACGGUGGACCAGGAGAUUUGUUGGGGUCCUCAGAGCCACUGAUGUGGGGCUGAGGGGCCUGACACCCCUGGAUGGCCACGGCCACGAGUGGGCCCUGGGGGUGAGGAGGAGACGUCCCGCAGCAGUCAGGGAUGGAGUGAUGGGCAGGUCCAAGGAAGAAGGACUUGUGGCUCUGCUGAUAGGAUAUUUUAGACUCCCUCCCUUCUGGGACUGCUUUCCUUUAAAAAGGGGAAGGGGAAAACUAUGACACGGAUUCUCACGGUGAAGCAGAGGAAAAUGUGCAUUCCAACGACACGUAAGUACCAGGCAGCUCUGUCUGCUCUUCCCAGCUGUCUCCCGCGGGCAUGAGUCCAUGCAGAAGUUAACUCUGCCACCCCACAGAGGAAACAUUCUGACUCCCAGCUCUGCCAGCACCCUGCCACCUUGCUCAGCCUGCAGUGAGGCAGGGGCUGUCCUGAGCUGGAACAGGACUUUGGCAAACAAGGUGGGGAGGGUGGCAAGGAGGUAGCAAGUUACUGGGCUCAAUGGUCUCUCCUGGCUUUUAGCCCUGCUUUGUAGACAGGCUUUAGCAUCCUCCUCCUCCCAGUCAAUGCAGAAAUGUAGAAAAAUGUCUAUAUAGAUAUAUAGAUACUUAAAUUGGUUGCACCAACUCCCAGCUUCCUCCUAUCUCUCUGCCCACACCUGCUCUCCAGCUGUAUGGGCCAGAUGUAUUCUGGCAGCACCUGUUGGAAGAUCCCAAGUCUCCUUCAACAGAUUCUGUCCACAUCAUUAGGAACAAACCCCAAGCAGAUGCCAACACACUUCAGUCCAAAGCCAGUUUUCCUUGCCACUUUCCACCUAUGCAGGUGCUGCCAGAGCAGUGUGGAUCCAGCCCAAAUUAGGUACUGAUGUUCUGUGGUUGUUCUGUCAAACUAGCCAGGGCAUUUGAUGUGGAGUUUGAGCUGGUAGAUGGUGCCUGACAAAGUUAGUGGGGCACAGAUUGACCACCCCUGCUUAAAGACAAAGUUUGCCCACCAGGAUUGUACGAGCAGGAGAAUUCAUCUUCUGCUCCUUAUAGUGAAUCAGUGUUUCAUAUUGCAUGCUUUAGCAUUUUUAUAGGGAUUUUGGACCUCUGAAGCUGGCUUUAAUGUAUUGCUAAACAACAAUCUGAACAACCAGCUUUGAAGUCUGGACCCCAGAUAUUUUCCCAUAUGCUUUUCAUACCAUCACAGGUGUCCUCAUAUGUAUUUAUCAUUUGUGGGGCUUUAUCUCCAAAUGCCCUUUUGGAAAUUCCUGUGCAUGUAGAAGGAACAUCCUAAAGGGAUUUCUAACAAUGUCCCCACAUUUUAGAGGAUCAUCUUUUUAUGUACAAAUUGUUCUGUUCUCUGUUAAUGUUCACAAGGAUCUUUUUCCUCAGAGUAGACAUUUCCUUCUCCUUCCUCCAACAAAGGCUAAUGGGCACAUAUGUCACUGGAACAGCAGUGGAAAAAGAUCUUAGAGCUUGGAAACAAGUGUCAAAUUGCAUCUUACUCUGUCCAUUCAUUGCAGAUAAUCAUCAUGCAUGGGACAGCCCAGUACUGCAGAACCUCAAGAGGUUGCUAACUGAUCCUGCAGGGAGACUUUCCUCACCUUCUUUUCUGCUUCUGCUAUGGACACUUCUGCUUUCAGCCUCCCCACGCCAACAGUGUCAGAGGAGGGGAAUGCCUCUGAUAGCUGGGCAGGCUUCAUCAGCCCCAACAGCUCCACCACCACCACCAGCCCUGGUGUGGUUGUCAGCGGUGUCCUCAUCCCCGUGGUUUACCUCAUCGUCUGUGUGGUGGGGCUAAUUGGAAAUUCUCUGGUCAUUUACGUGGUUUUGCGACACUCUGUGAGUGAAUCAGUGACCAACGUCUACAUCUUGAACCUGGCCCUAGCUGAUGAACUCUUCAUGCUGGGUCUGCCAUUUCUGGCAGCACAAAAUGCCCUAUCCUACUGGCCAUUUGGGUCCUUCAUGUGCCGCUUGGUGAUGGCCGUGGAUGCCAUCAACCAGUUCACCAGCAUCUUCUGCCUGACAGUGAUGAGUGUUGAUCGCUACCUGGCUGUGGUCCAUCCUGGGAAGUCCUCCAAAUGGCGAACAGCACGAGUGGCCAAGGCUGUGAGUGCCACUGUGUGGAUGCUGUCGUCCAUAGUGGUGCUGCCCGUCGUGGUCUUCUCAGACGUUCCUUUAGGUAUGAGCACAUGCCACAUCCAAUGGCCAGAACCUGCCUCAGUUUGGCGAGCUGGAUUCAUCAUUUACACUGCCACUUUGGGCUUCUUUGGGCCACUGCUGGUGAUUUGUCUCUGCUAUCUUCUCAUCGUUGUGAAGGUCCGUUCUUCCGGCAGGAGGGUGAGGGCUCUGUCCUCUAAACAUAAGCUUUCAGAGCGCAGGGUGACUCGCAUGGUGGUGACUGUUGUGGCUGUCUUCGUCCUCUGCUGGCUCCCCUUCUACGUCCUCAACAUAAUCAAUGUUGUUUGUCCACUGCCAGAGGAGCCGUCCCUCUUCGGUGUCUAUUUCCUCGUGGUGGUGCUGCCAUAUGCCAAUAGCUGUGCCAACCCUAUCAUCUAUGGCUUCCUCUCCUACCGCUUCAAGCAAGGCUUCCGAAGGGCCAUCUUCAGGCAGUCCCGCCGUGUCCAGAGCCAGGAAGUGCCAGAAUGUCCCCCAGAAAAGUCUGAUGAUGAAGGAGAAGAAAAGGAGAUCAGCAAGAUCACCCAGAAUGGCAAUGACAGACAGGAGCGCCCUCUAAGCAGCAGGGCAGGAGAAAGCAAUGAGCAAAAACCACUCCCUGAGGAGCCUGUGGGCUGUGAGAAGAGCAGCAAGCUGCAUGUCAGCUAUUUAUGAUGGAAGGGAUGGUGCAGGGGAAAGAGACUGGGACAUGGGAUCCCUCUGUGCUAUCCUAUCUCAGAGACAAUGUGAGAAGCUGAUACAAGGCAAUAUUACAGAUUAUGCUUCAAGAUGAAGAGGGCUCCAUGAGCUUGUGGAAAAAAAUCCAAAGCAUUGUACUUGGCUUUGGAAGGGACGCUUAAGUUUUGUGUGGCAAGAAGUAAAGGAAGGGCUGGAUCUAGGGAGAGCAGAACAGGAUAUGGGAACAGGCAAUAUGGAGAGAGCAAGGUCUGUCCUAUGCUGCAUGAUUCACCUUUGAUCACCCACCUAUGAAGAGCAUCAGCUACCAUGUGACUGGCACUUCAAGGAAAUGCUCAAAAAGGUAUAAGUGAUGUGUGCCUCUGAAGAUCUAGAACAGGCAUCCCAGUGUCUUGGUUGUCUUCCUGUGGACAUGAGAAGCGGUUUAUCCUGGAGUAAGAACAAGAAGGACAAAUCUCUGCAGCUAAGACCCACCAGCAGCCUGUUGCAUGAAUGGCUGACAUCUUUUUAGCUCUUCAGAAAGUCUUAGGGACAACUUACCCCCUCACUGGUCCUGGCUGGAGACCACUCGAUAAUGAGAAUUACACAGCAGUGCAAAUGGGACAUUUCUUUCCCAAACUCUACAAACGUCAAGCUUUUCUGGUGACUGCACCCUGAUAGAAGACGUAACAAGUAGAAAAUAAGCCAGUGAGGCAUGGGUUAGAGGCAUGUUUCUUAUAAACUGAACUGCCUUUUCUCUUUUUCUCUCCCUCAGCCUGGCUGUAAAUAAACAAAAUG
This is a messenger RNA of Lagopus muta (rock ptarmigan), 3864 nucleotides long. RefSeq names its product somatostatin receptor 3 (gene SSTR3). Lineage: Eukaryota; Metazoa; Chordata; Aves; Galliformes; Phasianidae. Gene Ontology annotation, biological process: neuropeptide signaling pathway. Bases 1858 to 3066 code for a protein of 402 amino acids. The record is from RefSeq and is a predicted model, not a curated record. The transcript is spliced from 2 exons. Gene Ontology annotation, cellular component: membrane; neuron projection. Gene Ontology annotation, molecular function: somatostatin receptor activity; neuropeptide binding.